Messenger RNA from Corylus avellana, 1278 nucleotides. The record is from RefSeq and is a predicted model, not a curated record. NCBI's taxonomy places the organism in Eukaryota, Viridiplantae, Streptophyta, Magnoliopsida, Fagales, Betulaceae.
AAAAGCUUUCACAGGAAUCGAGCUCUUAAUUAACAGCUAGGGUUGCAACGGGUUUGGGAAAUUUGGGGGCAAAGCAGUUCCCGAGCGGAGUGAGAAAUAAUAGGUGGGGCAAAUCACUGCAAGUGCUCAAUCCGUGUAUAUAACAUAUACAAGCCCAAAUACCCUCACAAUGAGACGCAGAAGCUAUAGAGAGACGAAAAACAAGAACAAAAGCGAUUCAAAUCGAAGCUCAGAGAGAGUCUCUUUUAGAUUCUGAUGGAGAGCAGAGAAAAUAAUUUUUAUUUUUAUAUGUAGCCCAAAAUGCUCCGCGGAAGAGAGAGCUUGAUCCGAUUGGUGGGCAAACGGCGUCACUUCCUUCCCAAUCGUGAAACUCUUCUCUCCGCCCCUGUCGGCACCGGUAAUGAUGGGAAAGUCGUCUCCGUUGAGAAUGCAGAGGCUCAUAAAAAAUUAGACGAAUGCGAAGAAGAGAGAGAAUUUGGGAACGAGACUUGUCACCCAGAAGAAUUGGUAACUUGCCCUGUUUGUGGGCACAAAGUUAGUGGGGAACACAAUGCCAUCAACACUCAUCUUGAUGCAUGCCUGUCUCGAGGAACCAAACGAAAAUUGACCCAACAGACUCUUCUUCAGUCAAACUUCUGGUCACAAUCUAAGGUUCAAGCUAGUUCCUUUGAGUUAGAACAGUUAGAAAACAGUGUGUGUGAUACAGGUCUCGAUGACCAUCGUGUACGCAGUGCUGUUCAUGGAUUGCCCGACUUUAGUGCUAUUGAAGAAAAUGACAUUAAUCUGUUUGGAUCAUCCCUAAAGUUAGAGUCUGUUGUGCAAACUUACAAAGAUGGUCCGUCUGAAAACCCAAUCAAUGAUGACAGGAUCAACUACAAUCUGGACACCACCCAACUAUUGUCCCCGAAGAAUGAGGUUCUUAAAGGUGACAGGGAUUUAACUAUAGAUGACAUGUCUGGGGUUACUCUCGAAACUUUUAUUGUUGGCCGUAGGUUUAGUGAUGAAAAGGAGUUACAUCUUGGGGCAAGCAUUUCUCUUCUACGAGACCCUGAUAAUGAUAAGGAUCCCAAUGCUAUCAAGGUUGUUUCUGCAGAUACUGGAUGUGGUAAAAUGCUUGGCUUUCUCCCUCGUGAAUUAGCUCAAUAUUUGUCUCCUUUAAUUGAGAAGUUCUGCCUAAGCUUUGAGGUAAUAUAUUUCUUAAAUUGGAAAGAAUCAUGCCUGAAUUUCUGUGCUUUUUCACUUUUUCAAGUGUCUGGUAGCGUCUUCUAUAUUAUAUAA